Prorocentrum cordatum is the source of this 996-nucleotide messenger RNA. The record is from the annotation of a GenBank genome assembly. Lineage: Eukaryota; Dinophyceae; Prorocentrales; Prorocentraceae.
AUGCAAGAUGGCGUUGCGACCUCCAAGCGGACCCCCCAGCGGGCCCCGCUCAGCGGUGCCAAACCACAGCGCCCAGGUUUGGACGGCAGCCCCUCGCCCCCGGCAGCCUGCGCGCGCGCCGAUGCUGGCGGGCAGGCCUCCGAUGCCCCCGGCUUGGCCCCCCCGCCCUGGAUGCCGGUCACGCCGGCGGCCGCCGUCGCAGCCGCGGCCGGGGCCGCUGGCGGCUGCGUCGGCUCGGCGGCCCCCGCGCCCGUGGAGGCCGAGGCGGCCAAGGCCAAGAAGGCCACCGUGGGGGGCGAGGUGACCGAGGAGGCCGAGGAGGCCAAGGAGGCCCAGAAGGAGGGCAUGGGCGGCUGGCUGGCCAAGCGCGGGCGCCAGGAACAGACCAAGGAGGCCAAGGAGGCCCCCGUGGAGGCCGAGAAGGCCAAGAAGUCCAGGAAGUCCAAGAAGGCCCCCGUGGAGGCCGAGGAGGCCAAGGGGGCCCCCGCGGAGGCCGAGGAGGCCGAGAUGCAGGAGCAGAAGGCCCAGGAGGCCAGGAAGGCCGAGAAGGCCGUCAUGGCCGUGGAUGCCAAGAAGGCCGUGGAGGUCAAGGAGGUCGAGAAGGUCAAGAAGGCCGAGAAGGCCGUCAAGGCCGUGGAUGCCAAGAAGGCCGAGGAGGUCAAGAAGGUCGUGGAGGCCGCCAAGAAGGUCGUGCAGGCCAGGGCGGCCGAGGAGGCCAAUAUGCAGGAGCAGAAGGCCCAGGAGGCCAGGAAGGCCGAGAAGGCCGUGGAUGCCAGGAAGGCCGUGGAGGUCAAGAGUGGAUGGACAGUCUGCACGCACACGACGCCAUCAGGACGCGAACGCCCCGUGUACCAGUCGCCGGGCCCGAAUGGCAAGAAAUAUACCAUGCGUUCCCGCGGCGAAGAAGGCCGGCUACGGGCCGUGAGCUCGCAGGUGUGUUUCGGAGCCGUAUGGUCCUCAUUGGCCACUUCGGUCCAGCGACGAAUGCCGCGAUAG